CGCCCGGCUGGAAACAGGCGAGGCGCCGCGGCCGCCGAGCGCGCUGAAGGGCAUGAGGCGGCACGGGGGAGAGGAGGCUGUUUCCCGGCGGACGAGUUAGGCGCGGCACUGCCAUGGACGUGCUAAGGAAGUGAUUUCAAAGCCACUCAGGCCAUGGCCUUUGAAAGGAUAAACCAGAAGGACUGGUACAAGGUCCUGGGGGCCAAACCAUCGGACAGCCCAGCAGAACUGAAAAGGCAAUACCAAAAACUUGCUUUGUUGUAUCAUCCCGACAAACAGGAGGCAGAUGUGCCAGCAGGAGAAGCGGAGGAGCGCGUGCAGCGGUUCAUCGAAAUUGAUCAAGCGUGGAAAAUUCUAGGGAACGAGGAGACAAAAAAAGAGUAUGACCUGCAGCGGCGUGAAGAUAACCUGACAAAAGAAGGGCCACUUCAUGCACAGAUUUAUCUUGAGGAGAUGUCCUGGAAUGAAGAUGAACAACUCUACACUCUCUCCUGUCGAUGUGGUGGGAAUUACAGUAUCUUCAAGAGUGAAACCAAAGAUGUGUCUUUGGUUUGUUGCGACACAUGUUCACUUGUUAUUGAGAUCCUGCAAUGAUUGUUUCAAUGAAGCACAUUGAGUGUUACAAACUUUUCAAAAGACUGGGCAAACAAGGGACAGCAUCUGCUAAAGAAAUGUAUGUUAAAGAAAAGAGGGGGCACUACAAGAAUAAGUUCAUUCAGGCUUAAAAAUGACAAGUGCCCUUUUGCUUACACAGCUCUGCAGACGUGAGGCUUGGAUUUUCCUUCUGCAGCUGAAGAGCUCAUUAUUAAACACCUCCAUCCCAGAGCAGAGUUCUGUACAACUGGAAUGUGUCUCCUGAUCUAAAUGUUUCUUCCCCAGCAAACAACAGAGUAGCUUCUUUCAGUUUCAGUCUGAAGCAGCUCUACCGUGGGCCCUUCCUCUUAGGUGAAAUCCUUUUAACAGCUCAGAUGACAAAAUUCAAUCAGGAGGGACAGAUGUGAGAAUGCUUUGAAGAUAAUGAGGAGCAAGUGGGAAACAGGAACAUUUUCUAUUUAUAAGCUAAAUAUUUAAGUUCAUGUAACCCUCUCAAGGACUGGAGCCUAGAAGGAGGAGGCAGAGGCUGGCAGCUGGGUGUCCCAGUGCUGAGGGCUGCUGGCUGUGCCCUGCCCUGUGACAGUGACAUCACCUGGGCAGCCUGGAACAGGAGGCUCUCCAUCGUCAGAACAAAUGGAGUCAUCAUUCCUGGGAGGAAAGCUAAGGAGGAAGCUGUGCUCUGACCCCACUGGGCAGCACUCCUGGGAGUGACCAGCAGAUCUGGAACCCCACUGGUGCUGUGCCCAGUGCCAGCCCCAGCACCACCUGCUGAUGCAGGGGCUGGCUCUGGCUGUGUGACAGCACAAUAAAUGCACUGUGCCUUUUCCAUCCUCCCUCAGUGCUGACCUUGGCUUGGAACAAAACCCCAGAACUUCCAUAAAUCCAAGCAGUCCCUGUGGCUCACCAGAGGAAGCAGAGCAAGAGGCAUAUGGUUUUUGUUGGUGACACAAGUGUAUCAUUCCCACUCUGAAGUUAGGUGUAAUCUCAGAAAGAGACAUCUUUGUCAAGUAAUACUUGUGUUUAUUCUAAACAAAAAUAGCUCCAUUCAUUUUAGUAGAAAAUACUAUGAAAACUGUCAAUAGUAACUUAAGUCUUUUAAUCAUCAAGAAAUCUGUGGCCAUUGGGGCUUGCACGUAGAAAUCCAAAGUCAUUCAGAGGCCAUAUCUGUAAAAUAAAGCACAGUUGAAGAGAUUUUAAUCACAAUUCAAAAUUCAGUAUUUUCACUUGUAAUUGUUUCACAAACAGCAAAAUUUUUUUCUCUCCUUGGUAAAGAACUUUGCUCACUGGUGUGUUUCUGUUACUGGGAGUAAUAAAUACUGUGUAUUACAGGGAACUGUUCCAUAGUGUGAACUUGAUAAUUUAUACAGGGCAUGAUUUGCUAUGGAGAGAGAGCCUCACAAAUUCCAUUGCUUUUUUCAUCCUUGGAAAUAAAUAUGAUGCUAAAGAG
Parus major (Great Tit) is the source of this 2041-nucleotide messenger RNA. RefSeq names its product DnaJ heat shock protein family (Hsp40) member C24 (gene DNAJC24). Lineage: Eukaryota; Metazoa; Chordata; Aves; Passeriformes; Paridae. Gene Ontology annotation, biological process: positive regulation of ATP-dependent activity. Gene Ontology annotation, molecular function: ATPase activator activity; ferrous iron binding. The transcript is spliced from 5 exons. The record is from RefSeq and is a predicted model, not a curated record. Bases 154 to 594 code for a protein of 146 amino acids.